UCCCUGGAGCAGAAACAGGGACCUCUCUAGAUAGAGGGGCAAACUGGGGUCGGUAUCAAUCUCAGGACCUGGGGGGUAUUUCUGCUGCUGAUCAGAGUUUCAUUUGGUUAGCUUGUUGCAAAAAUGUUUCUGUUUGUGCAUUUACUUUGUUCAGUGAAGUUUGUCUGACAGGUUAAUAGCCAUCAAGACCAGACUUAUCAGACAGACGUACAUAGUGUGAAUUAUUGCUGCAGACUUGUUUGCAAAGAUACUUUCGUUUAUUUUUUUUAAUUAAAAAACCCAGCUUUUCUUCUGAAAAAAAAAGCGCAGUGAAAUAAAAUGCCCGGCAUUUGUAUCAGUGCAAAUUGUGCUUCUGCACUUUAAUCAUGGCCAAAAGGAAAGGUCGGGCUUAUAGAAGGAGGAAGCGGAGAGGUUGCAUGAGCCGAGAAUGCAAAGGAGCACAUGCGGUGGAGACUGGAGCCAACAUCAGUCAUGAGUCGGAUUACGUGCAGCUGAGGAAAUGGCUGAAAAAGAAGGGUUUCAAUGACUUCUACUUGGUGCCAGCAAACUUUCCAGAUAUUGGCAGAGGACUAAUGACCAUAAAAGCUCUACAGCCAGGAGAUCUUGUUAUUAGAUUACCUGAGAAGUGCCUGCUCACCGCUAACACUGCCCUAAAGAGUUAUUUGGGUGAAUACAUUGAGAGGUGGAAGCCUUGUUUGUCUGCCCUCCAAGCCUUGUGUACUUUUCUCAUUUCUGAGAGACACUUUGGGAACCAGUCUGCAUGGAAGCCCUAUAUUGAUGUCUUACCAAAGACAUACUCCUGCCCGGUUUACUUAGCAGAGGAAGUAAUUGACCUGUUUCCUGGCCCUCUGGUUAAAAAGAUUCAGGAGCAAAAGAGUGCAGUUCGGGAGCUGUAUCUUACUUCGCAAUGCUUCUUCAGUUCACUGCAGCCCUUGUUCUCUCAGCACGUAGAGAGUAUUUUUACUUAUGAUGCUUUCCGUUGGGCUUGGUGCAGUGUCAAUACCAGGACAGUUUAUAUGGAACAUGUGCAAAGCGAGUUCUUUUCCCAAGAACCUGAUGUCUAUGCCUUGGCACCAUACUUAGACCUGCUGAAUCACAGCCCUUCUGCUCAGGUCGCAGCUGCUUUCAACCAGAAAAGCAGCCAUUAUGAAAUCCGAACAGUCACAAAAUGCAGGCAAUACGAACAGGUUUUCAUCUGCUAUGGUCCCCAUGACAACCAGCGGCUCCUAUUGGAAUAUGGAUUUCUUGCGAGCAGUAAUCCACACAGUGUCGUGUAUGUCGAUAAAGAUCUCCUUUGUAACCACAUUUCUCAAAAGGACGAAUCAGCGGACAGAAAUCUGUUAUUUAUACAGGGUGAAGGCCUUUUGGAAAACCUGACCUUUGGAUUAGAUGGACCUUCCUGGAGGCUUAUGACAGUUCUUAAGCUGUUCUGUCUCAGAGCAGAGGAAUAUUUAAGGAGAAAGAACAUCUUGGUUGGUCUGCCUGUCUCUGCUGAAAAUGAAUGGAGCAGUCUGGAACUCGCAGAAAAACUCUGUUUCCAUCUUAUCAGUGAAAACCAGAAGGUGAUGCAUGAAAUUUCCAAACUAUUGCACGAAAUAGCUGACCUUUCAGAACAGCUGGAGUUGGUGGCAACACUGCGAAGAGAAGAACUGAAGAUAUUGCAAGCUUCAGCUGAAGUAUUGCAAAAUAUGAGGUUUGCUACUCCCAGAUGAUAAUUGGAAUGCAGACCACUGGCAAUAUUCCCUGUUGCUUGAGCAAUGAAUAGUGAUCAGACUUGAACAGCUGUUUGGAUCAGGAAAGAGCACAUUCAUUGUUUGAAACAGUUCAUUGUGAAUAUGUUUACUUUUUAAAAUAAAAGGUUUGUAUGGCAAAUACUGAUGCUGCCAUAGUUCAUCAGAAACUGGAAAGAUGAUCUUAUAAACCGGACUUGUGAAAACUCCAACAGGUUGAAUAUCUGGUGUUAGCCUUGCCAUUGUAGGGAGGUUGUAAGUGGGAACUUUCCACAGGGCGGGAUGGAAAAUUUAGAGGGAGUGGUUGUCGCAGUGAUCUGGCAGAGUGUGUGGUUCCUCAGAUAUAAGCUGCUCUUGUGGUUUGAUUACAUUGAAACCCGUCCAGUGAAUUACUACCUUACAACUGGAAUAAAUUGAUAAAAAUGAAUCUA
Molecule: messenger RNA, 2161 nt
Organism: Carcharodon carcharias (great white shark)
Lineage: Eukaryota; Metazoa; Chordata; Chondrichthyes; Lamniformes; Lamnidae
Gene: setd4
Product: SET domain containing 4
Exons: 10
Coding region: 366-1712 (448 amino acids)
Biological process (GO): peptidyl-lysine dimethylation; positive regulation of transcription by RNA polymerase II; peptidyl-lysine monomethylation
Molecular function (GO): protein binding; histone H3K4 methyltransferase activity; transcription coactivator activity
Source: RefSeq, a predicted model, not a curated record